This is a messenger RNA of Phalacrocorax carbo (great cormorant), 843 nucleotides long. The record is from RefSeq and is a predicted model, not a curated record. NCBI's taxonomy places the organism in Eukaryota, Metazoa, Chordata, Aves, Suliformes, Phalacrocoracidae.
GGCCGUCACGCGGGUGUCGCGCGCCGUCGCGGCGCAGCGGCGCGGGGGAAGAUGGCGGCGGUGACGGCGCGAUCGGCGGCGGCGGAGGCCUGGGGGGGGGCGGGGCGGGGGGGGUGGGCGGCGGAGCCCGUGAGCACCGGCACCACCAUCAUGGCCGUGGAGUUCGACGGGGGCGUCGUCAUCGGGGCCGACUCCCGCACCAGCGCCGGGUCGUACGUGACCAACCGGGUGACGGACAAACUGACGCCCGUCCACGAGCGCAUCUUCUGCUGCCGCUCGGGCUCCGCCGCCGACACGCAGGCGGUGGCCGACGCCGUGGCCUAUCAGCUGGCGUUUCACAGCGUGGAGCUGGAGGAGCCGCCCCGGGUGCGGACGGCCGCCCGCCUCUUCCAGCAGACCUGCUACCGCUACCGGGAGGAGCUGAGCGCCGGCGUCAUCGUGGCCGGCUGGGACCCACGGCGCGGGGGGCAGGUGUACGUGGUGCCCAUGGGGGGGAUGCUCCUGCGGCAGCCCUUCGCCGUGGGGGGCUCGGGCAGCUCCUACAUCUAUGGGUUCCUGGACGCCGCCUUCCGGCCCGGCAUGAGCCGCCCCCAGUGCCAGGAGUUCGUCGCCCGUGCGCUGGCGCUGGCGAUGGCGCGGGACGGCUCCAGCGGCGGCGUGAUCCGCCUGGCCGCCGUCACCCAGGCCGGGGUGGAGCGCAGGGUGCUGGCGGGCCCCGACCUGCCGGGGGGCGACGGCGGCCCCCCCGCCUGAGGGGACCCCGAGACCCGGGGGGGGACCCCGAGACCCGGCGGGACCCCGGAACGGGGGGGUGUGGGGCAAUAAAUGGCGCCGUGCACUGCC